AAAAAAAAAAAAAAAAAAAAAAAAGAAAAAGAAAAGAAAACAGAAAAAACGAAGACAAUGAUGCUGAUCAAGAGUUUCUUUCGGCGAAUCGCCAAAGAUUUUCGUCACAAAGAAUUGCUACCUCUCAAAUUGAUAUUCUUCGUUCAAGCAUCCACGCUCUACGUACUUUAUCCUUAUCUGACGAUUCACAUGAGAGAAUUAGGUAUAAAUGUAGAGGAAACAGCUAUAAUGAGUGCCGUUACACCUAUCGCAGCUAUAGUGAUGCCACCAUUGGCUGGGAUGUUUGCCGAUCGAGUUGGAAAUUUUCGGAUAUUAUUAUCAUUCUUUUCUUCUCUUGGCGGUGUAGCAGCGUUACUUCUCUUACUCGUCCCAAUAGGCAGAGUUACAGUCGAAUUUCCAGAGAGAGUUAUAAUGGACGCGAGUUGUGCAGGUAAAAAUGGCGAACUCAUAUAUUCGAUGAGUCAAAACCACCCUUGCGAAACAGAUUUGAGCUCAGAGAUCGCUACGAAGAUAGAGAGUUGUGGGUAUGCCUGUCACAUAGACGAACAGAACGAAACCAAUUCGCAGGCGCUAUUAACUUCGAGAUUGUACACGAUUAUGAGUUACGAUUUUAAAAUGGGUACCAACGAUUCGUUCAAGUACACUGCCUCUUUAAAUAAUAUCCCUCAGGACAUCGGCCAAAUACAGGACAUGAGAAUAAAUCGUAAAUUGAGGAACAACGAAUUUUUUAAAACUUCGGUUCGUCGUUUGUCGAAGAACAAUUAUUUCUUCCCGACAAAUCCACUUUACGAAUUCUCUUGCAGUCCAUCGACUUUCCUCGAGGAUUUCGACUCCGUUAAAGUCUACGAAAAUCGAACGCUUUGUACCUUCGGAGAAUUCAUUGAUCCGUCCAAAGAGAAACUCGAUCGAACUAUGAACCGACAGUCGUAUUUAUCGAAAUUAAAUAAAUUGGAAAUGACGGAGGAGGACAUCGAAGAGGAACGACAAAAAUUUAUCGCGGAGAAAGUAUCCUGGAACGGUGAAAUUUUUGAGAAAGUAAUUUGUAAAAAUUCUAACGAAGAUGAUCAAACGGUCGUCGUAAAAGUUCCACUGCUGGAUUAUGCCCAAAGUCCGGAACCUUAUCAAAUACUUGAUAUCGAGAAUUGUGUUAAAAAGUGUAUCGUUAGUAUGCCCCGAAAGGAAGUAUGUUUGAACAUGGAUAUGCAAGUCGAGUAUAACAUUACAUUGACGUUUUGGUUAUACCUGGUGAUCAGAGUGUUUAUUGGAAUCAUCGGUGGAACCACUUUCGCCAUGUUCGAAGGUGCAGUCAUUGCGAUAUUGAGAGAACAGGAAGCAGAUUACGGUCUUCAAAGAAUUUACGGAAGUAUCGGUGGUAUGAUAUCAUCUCCGUUGUCUGGUCUUUUGAUAGAUUAUGCCAGUAGAGACAAAGGAUACACGGACUUUAGACCCGCAUUUUAUUUGUACGCCGCAUUGAAGCUCAUUUCGGGUUUCCUUAUGUUAGCUAUUAAUUUGGAAUUCAAAUCGCCAGCGACUAACGUUGUCAGCGACGUUCUCACCGUUCUUAAGAACGUCGAAGUGGUUGCUCUCUUCAUAGCAUGCUUCAUUCUCGGAACCGCUUGGGGAUACAUCGAGUCUUUUCUAUUUUGGUUGAUCCAAGAUUUAGGAGGUUCCAGAUCGCUCAUGGGAAUUACCAUAACAGUCGGUGGUAUCGCAGGAAUUCCUUUGCUCGUUCUCUCUGGACCAAUCAUAUCGAAGAUCGGUCAUGCUAAUGUUCUUUUCAUCGGUUUUGUUUUUUACGCUGUCAGGCUUUGUGGUUACUCUUUGAUUUAUAAUCCUUGGUUGACCUUGAUCUUCGAGGCACUCGAAUCGGUGACAUCGUCUCUCAGUUUCACGGCAGCUGUUACUUACGCAGCAAAAUUAUCUACCUCUACUACGGACACUUCUAUACAGGGACUACUCGGUGGACUUUAUUACGGAGUUGGUAAAGGUUCUGGUAGUUUGAUCGGUGGUUAUCUGAUGAAAGCGUUCGGUACCAGACCGACGUAUCAGAUCUUCGCUGUGAUCUCCUUAGUGACCGGUUUAAUAUACUUCUUCUUCAAUGCGUUGUAUUUGAAGAAAAGGCCUCAAGUCGAAGGCAAUGACAUUGUAAAGAAAAAACCAAAGACGAUCGCUGAGAAUCAAAAUGGUCUUGAUCGUGGUAUCGUUGAGAUCGCUUUGGACGAAAAGAAUCAACAUCGAACGAGCAACGAAAAGGAGAAGAAGUCGAUCGAUGCGCUUGGAAUCGACAACGAGAGUUUCGUUAAGGAAAAGGAUAUCUCCCCGAAGGACUCGAAGGAUCUCGAAACGAUCAACAAUGCGAAAAAUCUAGAGACUAUCGAGAAAUCCUCGAUUACGAUUAAUCCAGAGAAAAUCGAAGGACAAAACGGAUUGAUGAAUCCUAAUAAAUUAGAGGGCCAAGAAGACGAGGAUUGUAAUAUUACGAUAGAGUUACGACCGAACGUUUAAAAGACGUAUAAGUUCCUUUUGAAGAUCUCUAAUUAAUCUUAUGGAUAUUACGACGAAGGAAAGAACGAUGAAUUAAAGGGAAGAAAGAACGUGCGAACCCUUUUUAUUCUUAAUUAUUCGAUCGUGUGUUCUUUCGAGAGAUACAUGCAUAUAUUUUUUCUUUUUGUUUUUUUUCUUCCCUCUUUUUUUCUACAAAUUUACAUAACAAUUUUAAGUUCGUUUCGUAUAUACGAAUUGUUAUAACGAUGACGUUAUUUAAUAAUAAAUAAGAUUUCGAUAGUAUGUAAAUUAUAUAGUUAAUGUUUUUUGUAUAUAAAAAUUGUAUAGUUAAUGUACGUUGUAAAUAUUGUCCUCGACAGGAAACACGGCAAAUUUUACCUUACACAUACAUACGCACACAUACAUACACAUACAUUUCUUUUUCUGUACGAUAAUAUGCUUAAUAGAUAGAUAUGUUUCAUUACAAGUGGAUGAUGAGUUUUCUAUGAAAACGAUGAUCCUGUAAACCGUAUAAAUAUAAAUGAUUACUUAUUA
Molecule: messenger RNA, 3039 nt
Organism: Vespula pensylvanica (western yellowjacket)
Lineage: Eukaryota; Metazoa; Arthropoda; Insecta; Hymenoptera; Vespidae
Exons: 11
Coding region: 58-2505 (815 amino acids)
Cellular component (GO): membrane
Source: RefSeq, a predicted model, not a curated record